Acinonyx jubatus (cheetah) is the source of this 3184-nucleotide messenger RNA. RefSeq names its product LIM domain only 4 (gene LMO4). Bases 1582 to 2394 code for a protein of 270 amino acids. The record is from RefSeq and is a predicted model, not a curated record. NCBI's taxonomy places the organism in Eukaryota, Metazoa, Chordata, Mammalia, Carnivora, Felidae. The transcript is spliced from 5 exons.
UGAGCAGGAUUCAGUAUUGCUGGUUCUUUUCAAAAAUUCCUCUUGGCUUAUAAGUCUUUUGUUCCAAUCCAGGAGAAAUCCGGUGAAUCACCUAAUUAAAAUCAAGACAUGAAUUAAGCAUCCAUUUUUGUACUACAAAUUGCCAGCGCUACGUUUGUCCCUCCCCUGGUCUCCAUUAAAAAACACCAGAGACGUUGUUAAAGGGGGGCAGAUUUUGCCUCUAGCUGCCAGUUCUGCUUUCUAUUUCACUGACUAUCCCAGGACCUAAAUUGCUUGGCUAUGUAAUUACUAGAGUAUAAGCCUAUUUAACUUAAAAGCUUUCUUUUUUUUCCAACUCUAAAUGAAACUUGAUGAGGGCCCGUCCUUAGUUAUCAGGGGAGUCAGUUUCUGGUCAGUCCUCUUGAUUCAUCUCUUUUAGAUUUAAUCAGCAUUAAGGUAUUGCUUGUCCUUAAGAGCUUUAGCUAAUGGGGUUACUGGAUGCUUUUCUCAGUGUAAUGUUUCCUUUUCAAAAAAAUAUACAUAUAUAUUUACCUCUCACCAAAGAUGGGGGCGGGGAAGAGCUUGGAAUCUCCUCCCUCCCUCUCCCCUUUUAAAAAGGAAUUCGGAGCGAUUAAAACGUUGGGGGAAACAGUUUAAAGACCUCGGGCAGGAAAUGCAGAUUCAUUUGGGUUAGGGCUGAAAUUGUAACAAAAAGCAAUUCCUCGAGUAAAUGCAUCAGAUAAAUCAAUUUACAUAAAGGUAUGAUGCAUUCGGAUAAAUGCAAUGCUAAUGGGUUUUAGAGUGGUCCUGUUUCCAAAGUCUCAGGGUUUUGUUACAGCUUAAUUGGUGCAGUUCUUAUUCUGGUUUAUUGUGCGGUCACUGGACACACGUUCCGGGACUCUUUCGGAGGAAAUGUGUUUAAAAUCGGCCUAUUUAAGGAACCCGAGUCCUUGUUUCGUUCCCUUCCCCUGGUUUUUUUGCAGCAGCCAAGUUGGGCCGGGGACAGGCAAAGUUCGCCCUCUCCCUUCUGAGGUAUCAGCUGAACGUCUUGAGCAGAUAGCCGGGAGCCUCGGGGGGAGCCUACACUCUCGGCUUACAGAGGACAAAGACAAAACAGGCUGCUUAAUUGGCAGUAAAUAACUUGAUCUUUUUAUAGAAUAAGUGACUGGAGGAACACUAGGACUUUAUUGGACUCAGGAUUGGAGGCAACAAAUUAAUCGGUUUAGGCUAAGCUUUAUAAAUUGAUUCCUAUAUUAUACCCCAGUUGCUUCUCGUGACAUUCAUUAGAAAGAGUAGGGAAUUUUUAAAAGCAGUUUUUGGUGACAGCAGGACUGGCUCCUAUAUAACUUGUGCAUCCUUUAAUAGUGCCUUCCCGCAUAUUAUCUGUAACGCCCCCCCUCCCCCCUUUGGAGGAACAAAGCUUUAGCAUUUAAAUUGCUGAUCAAGGGCAGAUUAGUGAGACCAAAGUGGAGAGUGUUUGUAUAGGAAGUUAACAGGCAUCCUAAAGUUCAAUGAUCUAUUAUUCUUGCCUGUGUCCUGAAAACCCAGAGAAAACACUCAUUGAUCUUCAAAAUGAAAUGAGAUUUGGAACAAUAAUGGGAGAUGGCGGUCACCACAAUGGCAUGUGAAAGGUGCUGUUUAAAAUACGAAAAACCAGUUUCGCAACUUUACACACCGCACCCCCUCCCUCGCGUCCCCUCGCUCCCCUCCCACCAUCACGCUCUCCCUCUCCCCUCUGCCGGUCCCUCCCUCCCUCCCUUUCAGAAAACCCAACUAUUUCCAACUUGUGAACUGCAGCUGCACUUCCCAGGGCAGAGCUCGGGAGAGAACGUGGCUCCGGCGGGGGCCGCCUCCCCACUCCCCUCGGCUAGCUCUCCCGGCUCGGCUGGGGCCGGGGAGGGGCCGGGCGCGGCGACCAUGGUGAAUCCGGGCAGCAGCUCACAGCCGCCCCCGGUGACGGCCGGCUCCCUCUCCUGGAAGCGGUGCGCAGGCUGCGGGGGCAAGAUUGCGGACCGCUUUCUGCUCUAUGCCAUGGACAGCUACUGGCACAGCCGGUGCCUCAAGUGCUCCUGCUGCCAGGCGCAGCUGGGCGACAUCGGCACGUCCUGUUAUACCAAGAGCGGCAUGAUCCUUUGCAGAAAUGACUACAUUAGGUUAUUUGGGAACAGUGGUGCCUGCAGCGCAUGCGGACAGUCGAUUCCUGCCAGCGAGCUCGUCAUGAGGGCCCAAGGCAAUGUGUAUCAUCUUAAGUGUUUUACAUGCUCUACCUGCCGGAAUCGCCUGGUCCCGGGAGAUCGGUUUCACUACAUCAAUGGCAGUUUAUUUUGUGAACAUGAUAGACCUACAGCUCUCAUCAAUGGCCAUUUGAAUUCACUUCAGAGCAAUCCACUACUGCCCGACCAGAAGGUCUGCUAAAAGGUCAGAGUAAUGCAGAAUGCGUGCCUUCAUCUCAGACUUUGUUCAUCACAGGUGGAUCCCAUGUGUCUUCAGUAGACAGGUCACCUUUGUAGCUAGCACCAGUGCCAGCUCCAUGCCAUUGCACCUUCUUUAGUCUUGACUGCCCUUCCCGCAUUUAUUGGUGUAUUAAAAUGACUGAAUAUGAACAUUAAGGACUCCAUGAACCUGGGCUAAUGGGGAGACUGUAGAGAAAAUGAAAAAAGAUCCACCGGAGGACAUCUUUGGGGGGGGGAGGGAGCUUGGGAGGAGGGAAAUGACUAAUGAAGCUAAUUAAAAGAAGCAUUCAAAUCUGCUUUCUACCCUCAUUAACAAUUAGCAGGGCACUGGCCAGAGUUUGUACCCUGUGUUUUACCUUAACAACAUUCUAUUUGCUCUUUGUAUAUUUAAGUGUUGUAAGGAAAUGUGUUUCAAUCAAAACUGAACAUGAGAUAAAGGAAAGAGAUGUGGCUUUUGUGAUAUUCUAUCACAAACACUUUUAUUGUAUCUCUGUAAAAUACAAUGUAUGUAUGCAUGUAAGUGUUCUUGUCCUAAUGUUGCUACUUCCAUGGCAAAGAAAAGAAAAAAAGAAUGAAAAAAAAAAAAGAAAAAAAUUGGAAAAAAAAAUCAGGCUCAUAGCAGCUACUGUGUAGAAAUUUCCCCCUACUUCUAAUUUGCUGAAUGAAGAAAAAAAUCUUUUAUUUGUGAUAUUUUCAGAGACAUUUGCUCUAGUAUGGUGUAUUUAAAUAAUAAAAACUUAAAAGAAAAAAUA